Podarcis muralis (Common wall lizard) is the source of this 3617-nucleotide messenger RNA. Lineage: Eukaryota; Metazoa; Chordata; Lepidosauria; Squamata; Lacertidae. The record is from RefSeq and is a predicted model, not a curated record.
AUUCCUUUCUGCUCCCGCCAGAUGUUGGGAGUAUAGUUGGGUUCGUGCCGGACCCUCCGGGUAACUUUCGCAAAGGCAGCCGGCACGAAUCCCAGAGGGAUCGAGCCAGUCUCUUUGCAGGGACUUGGUAUGCAGAGCUUUGCUCCGCUCUUAAACAAAAGGGGGGCUGUGGCCGCUGGCUUUUUAAGCUCCGGGAGAGGGCUCAGGGGGGCGAGGGACCCCUCGUGUGCGUGCCUGUCUCGCGGCGGAGCGCGGCUCAGCCCUCCUGGCUCCCUGCAGCUGGCAUGAAAGUGCAGGGUCGGAACCCGCCAUGGGCUGCACAUAUUCGUCUCCACCCGAGGAGGGUCCUCCGGGGAGAGAGAAGACAACAAAUGAGGGCAGCUUCAUUGAGAAAAUGAAAAAGACAGGCAGAAACAUAGUGGUGUUUUAUGGAUCUCAGACGGGAACUGGUGAAGAAUUUGCCAACCGCCUUGCUAAAGACGCCCAUCGUUAUGGGAUGCGGGGCAUGUCUGCCGACCCAGAGGAGUACGACCUGGCCGACUUGAGUCGCCUCUCUGAGAUCGAUAAGUCGCUAGCGGUCUUCUGUAUGGCCACUUACGGAGAAGGGGAUCCCACAGACAACGCCCAGGAUUUCUACGAUUGGCUGCAGGAAACGGACGCUGACCUCUCCGGCCUCAAAUUUGCAGUGUUUGGCUUGGGGAACAAGACCUAUGAGCAUUUCAACGCCAUGGGGAAGUACGUGGACAAGAGGCUGGAAGAGCUUGGAGCCCAGCGGAUCUUUGAACUCGGGCUGGGAGACGACGACGGGAACCUGGAAGAAGAUUUCAUCACGUGGCGUGAGCAGUUCUGGCCGGCAGUCUGUGAACAUUUCGGCGUGGAAGCCACAGGAGACGAAACCAGCAUACGGCAGUACGAGCUGGUGGUCCACACGGACAUCAGCCCCGACAAGGUUUACACGGGUGAAAUGGGCCGCCUCAAGAGCUACGAGAACCAAAAACCGCCAUUCGAUGCCAAGAACCCCUUCCUGGCACCUGUUUCUGUGAACCGGAAGCUGAACCAAGGCGGGGACAGGUACCUCAUGCACCUGGAACUGGAUAUUACAGGCUCCAAAAUCAGAUAUGAAUCUGGGGACCACGUCGCUGUGUACCCAGCCAACGACACUUCGCUGGUCAACCAGCUUGGGGAAAUCCUUGGUGCAGAUUUAGAUAUGGUUAUUUCUCUGAACAAUCUAGAUGAGGAGUCCAACAAGAAGCACCCGUUCCCUUGCCCCACGACCUACCGCACAGCCCUGACCUACUACUUGGACAUCACGAACCCGCCCCGCACCAACGUCCUCUACGAGCUGGCGCAGUACGCCACGGACGCCACCCAGCAGGAGCACCUGCGCAAGAUGGCCUCCUCCCACACCGAAGGCAAGUCGCUGUACCUCAGCUGGGUCGUUGAAGCCCGGAGGAACAUCCUGGCCAUCUUGCAGGACACGCCCUCCCUCCGGCCCCCCAUUGACCACCUCUGUGAGCUGCUGCCCCGCCUGCAGGCUCGCUACUAUUCCAUCGCUUCGACGUCCAAGGUGCAACCCAACUCCAUCCACAUCUGUGCUGUGCUGGUGGAGUACAAGACCAAGACGGACCGCAUCAACAAAGGGGUGGCCACUAGCUGGCUGAAGAACAAGCAGCCCAACGAGAACGGGCACAAGUCCACAGUGCCCAUGUAUGUCCGGAAGUCCCAGUUCCGCCUGCCGUUCAAGCCUAGCACUCCCGUCCUGAUGAUCGGGCCUGGCACUGGCAUUGCCCCCUUCAUGGGCUUCAUCCAGGAGCGGGGCUGGCUCAAGCAGCAAGGCAAGGAUGUGGGCGAGACGGUGCUUUAUUAUGGCUGUCGGCACGAGAACGAGGACUACCUCUACAAGGAGGAGCUGGCCAAGCUUCUCAAGGAAGGGGCCCUCACUCAGCUCAACGUCGCUUUCUCCAGGGACCAACCUCAGAAGAUUUACGUCCAGCACCUGCUGAAGAAGAACAAGGAGAAUGUAUGGAAGCUGAUCCACGAAGGAAACGGGCACAUCUACGUGUGCGGCGAUGCCCGGAACAUGGCCCGCGACGUGCAAAACGCCUUCUACGAGAUCGUGGCUGAAUAUGGGAAGAUGAACCAGCAGCAGGCUGUGGAUUAUGUCAAGAAGCUGAUGACCAAGGGGCGCUACUCCCUGGACGUCUGGAGUUAGGGUGGGCGGUGCUUGCAAGGUAGGGGGGGGCGGUUCUCAGUGGGGGGGCUGCAGGAGGGGCAGGGAAGGGACUCUCUCACUUGGCUGCACAUCCUGCCCCCCUGUGGGACUGUGCUCAGGUGUGCACACCUGUCUCCCUCCUCGCUCCCUCCCAUUCAUUCCAUGUUAAGAGUGUGCCGCAGGACGACUUGGAUGGUUUUCCAGGGGGCGGGUUAGACCACCUCAGGCCAGAAUCACCAGUCGCGCUCGCGCUCUCUCUCUCUCUCUCUCUCUUGGCAAUUGCUGCUCCUCAGAGGACUUCUGAGUGUGCAGCGUUUUUCAUUCUCCCUUCUCUACAUGUCAAAACUUGCUUUCAUUUUUUUGGGAAAUGGAACUUCGCUCCAGUCCCAUCUGGCAGGCAUCUCUGCAUCAGGAGAAGCUGCAAAAGUGGGGCUCAGGUGCUGACCCCUUCCUCUUAACUCCUCGGAAGAUGCGUACCUUUCAGUUAGCCUGCAGGAAACGACCAAGCUCCCCAGACCCGCCCCCACCCUUUCCCAAACUGCUGUGAAGGGUGCUCCUGCCGCAGCCAGAGAUGGCAUUGCUUUGGGUUUUAGUGACCAGUGACCUGUGCUGUUGGGGGGGUCCCCAGUAGGAUAACAGGGUGGGGGUCAAGUGGAGAACAAAACAACGUAUUUAAGAAGCCAGCAGUGUGAGCGUAGGGGGGGCUCUUUUCUCCCUGCCCCUACACUUCUUACUGUGCCUAGAACAAGCUUGGAGACCUUAUACCAUCUGUGUGAAAUUGGAUCAAACAUGGGAGGUGUGCAUUUGGGUUGGUGGCUGUCCUGAUCUGAUACCUGGUGCUGCAUGCUGGCAUGUCUCAGGCUCACCUGUCUGGGGAUGGCAGUCCUGCCUCUUGCCUGCGUCCCCUCCUGUUACAGCCUCAUUGGAUGAAACUCUCGCCCUCUCUGCUGUACCAGCAGACAGCCAUGGAGGGUGGCAGUGGAUCAGGGUGACACAGUUCAGUCUAGGCUGGAGGACAGUACCUGGCUGUCCAGUCCUCUUUCGUUGGCACUUAAUUUCCCUCCCUCCCCCCCCCCCCAAACAGUGGGGAAGCCCAUUCCGGACAUGGCGGCCCCCUCCGGCCAGUUCCUAGGCCCGCCUGUCAUUUCCCCCUUGCUGAGACCGAUGGGGUGCUGCCCCUGGCAUGAGAAAGGUGUGUGCCAUGGCCGAGCCCAGCCAUGGCGCUUUUCAGCCCUGGUGUGGCUUGCCUCCCCAGCCAUGCAACUUAACGGUUCGUGUUGAAGCUGCCAGUGUGUGCCCAAGGAUGUACGUUUGGAUUGAGUGCUGGGGUGAGCAGCUUGUCCACUGAAUGUACAUAACUGUAAGGAGACUUUGCUCUUGGAAUAAAAUAUGGCCUGAUUCUUUU